AUGUGUAGCCAGACCUGCUCUGGUAAUGCGACUGCUAUAUGCGGUGCUGGCAACUUGAUCACAUACUACAGGUGGAUGGAUGAACCCCUGCAAAAAUGGAACCGCCCAACUGGAAUCAAUGCCGGACGCUACGAAUUCCUGAUCGGUGGAGUGCUCGUUCCUCUUAUUACCACUGUUGGUAUCAAUGGCAAGAUAACAUUCCAGGAGAAAUCUGGAACUGGAGAUCCAAACACCACUGGAGCAUAUGAAUUUGACCCUUAUUAUGAGAAAGAUUUCAGCAAGGCAUGGCGCGAAAUGCAUGUUAAGACGGACAUCUUCUGUGCUGGAGGACUUGUUCUCCCAGACAAGGUCGGUAGACAACUGACGGUUGGUGGCUGGUCUGGCAUAUCAACUGAGGGUGUCCGACUCUACUGGCCUGAUGGCUCUCCCGGGAAGCCUGGAGUAAAUGACUGGCAUGAAAGUCCAGAUGACUUGAAAUUGCAGAACGGAAGAUGGUAUCCCACUGCGAUGACAAUGUCAAACGGCUCUAUCCUGGUUGUUGGAGGCGAAGAAGGAUCAAAUGGUGCACCUGUACCCACUCUAGAGAUUCUUCCCCGAGUUGGCCCAGUCUUGUUCAUGGACUGGUUGAAGAGGACUGACCCAAACAACCUUUAUCCCUACCUUACACCACUUCCUGGCGGUAACAUCCUAGCUGCUUACUACAACGAAGCAAGGAUCUUGGAUGAGCGGACCUUUGACACUGUCGAAACCCUGCCAAAUAUCCCAGGAGCUGUCAAUAAUGACGCCGGAGGACGAACGUACCCUCUAGAGGGUACCAUGGUACUUUUACCCCAGAAAGCUCCUUAUACCGAUCCCCUUGGUGUCUUGAUUUGCGGUGGCUCUACGCCUUAUGGCGGUGAUGCUUUAGAUAAUUGUGUUUCUAUUCAGCCAGAAGUACCUAACGCCGAAUGGGUGAUAGAACGAAUGCCUUCCAAACGAGUUCUCACCUGUAUGGCCGGCCUUCCCGAUGGAACGUUCCUCAUUUUGAAUGGAGCAAGGAAGGGUGUUGCUGGCUUCGGCCUCGCUGAAGACCCCAAUCUCGGAGCUGUUUUAUAUGAUCCUUCAAAGCCGGUCAACCAGCGUAUGAGCAUCAUGGCAAACACCACUAUUGCCCGCAUGUACCAUUCAGAAGCAAUUCUGAUGGCAGACGGUCGUGUCUUGGUUAGCGGCUCAGACCCACAGGACCCUCGAUUCCCCCAGGAACGCCGAGUUGAGGUUUUCCUCCCCCCCUACAUCCUGUCAGGAGCCCGCCGUCCAACGUUUACCAUUACCAACAAGGACUGGGCCUAUGGCGGGAAAUACAAAAUCAAGAUCACAUCCGGCAAUCAAUCAAGAAUUAAGAUAUCCUUAAUGGGCAUGGUUUCGAGCACCCAUGGAAACAGCUUUGGCUCCAGGACUAUCUUCCCUGCCUUCUCUUGCUCUUUCGGUACUUGCACCAUCACAGCACCACCGGAUAGCCACACAUGCCCUCCGGGAUGGUUCAUGCUAUUCGUACUCGAUGGUCCAACACCUUCUGUUGCGUCCUUCGUCCGAAUAGGCGGAGAUCCUGGUAGACUGGGAGAUUGGCCCGCAACUGGUGGAUUCCCACUUCCCGGUGUUUAA
Molecule: messenger RNA, 1641 nt
Organism: Trichophyton rubrum CBS 118892
Lineage: Eukaryota; Fungi; Ascomycota; Eurotiomycetes; Onygenales; Arthrodermataceae
Exons: 2
Coding region: 1-1641 (546 amino acids)
Source: RefSeq, a predicted model, not a curated record